Molecule: messenger RNA, 3825 nt
Organism: Clonostachys byssicola
Lineage: Eukaryota; Fungi; Ascomycota; Sordariomycetes; Hypocreales; Bionectriaceae
Source: the annotation of a GenBank genome assembly
AUGGGGAGUAUCGAAGAGGCAGGCCAAAGUGCACUUCAUGAUUCUGGUGCGGCUUUGGGAGACAGCCUGGACGAUGCAAAAUGGCUAAACUUCCUUGGAGAUCAGCUAUUUAUCAGAUACGAGAGGACUGGAGUAAUAUCUGACCUGGAGAAAUCCAUCCGAGUUGCGCAGAGGGCUCUCCGAGUUACGCCAGAAGAUGAUCCGGAAUACAUAGGAUUACUAUAUCGUCUCGGGAUCCAACUCGGGUGGAGAUACCACAGGAUUGGAGAAAUCGAAGAUGGCGAAGAGAGUAUCCGCAUCAUACGACUUGCCAUCGACAACAUAUCGUAUAAACCAAGCUAUUUUUGUUGGCUGUUAUAUAGACUUGGAGUUGCCUUGCGGGAUAAGUUCUUCAGAACUCGAGAUAUAGCCGACCUUGAAGAAGCCAUUCAAGCCACACGGCACGCUAUCCACGAAAUAUCGCAUGACAACCCCAUAUACGAGAUACCACAAGACAGCCCUAUUUACUUUAAAUGGGUUUAUACUCUCGGAGGCCAACUUGAUGAUAAAUACGAUAUAACGGGGGCUCUGCCUGACCUUCAGGAGGCGAUUAAGUUUACACUACAAGCUGUCAGUAAAACUCCAAGGGAACACUCAGCUUAUGGAGAAGGACUGAAUUCUCUUGGAAUUCGAUUUCGUGCCAAGUACUUGCGGACUAAGGAACUUGAUGAUGUUGAAGAGGGUAUCGACUUUAUGCAAGAGGCGAUCAGUUCUACGCCAGAAGAUGAUCCCCAGCGUGCGAAGCGUUUACGGGCUCUUGCAACUCUCCUUGGUGAUCGAUACGAUAUGGAAAGGGACGUAACUGAUCUCGAAGAAGCUAUCCGACUUCUACGGCUGGCCAACGAUUUGACAACAGAACAUGAUCUAGAUUAUGCAGGAUUGUUAGACGAUCUCAGCAAGGGACUGCGGGUAUUGUUUUUCAAGGCUGGGAACAUGGCGGACCUAGAGGGGGCUAUCCAAGCCUCGCGACAGGCCGUAAACAUAGGACCGGAAGAUCAUUCCGAACGUGCAGCAUGGCUGGUCAAUCUUGGGAGGGGUCUUUAUGCUAGAGCAGCAAGAACUGAGGAGCUUCCCCAUGUUGAUGAAGCCAUCCAAGCCGUGCGACAAGCUAUCGAAAUAGCGCCAGAAGACUCCCCGGACCUUCCAAAGUGGCUACAUGAUCUCGGAAAAGGUCUUAGGCUAAGAUAUCUUCGAACGAAUGCUUCAGAAGAUAUUGGAGAAGCCAUCAAUGUAUUGCGGCAGGCUUCCAAGUCAUUCCCAAGCGAGGACAUGACCUAUACAGAGUUUCUGAACAGUUUUGGAAUGAGUCUUGCCGAAAGAGGGUUAAGAACUGGCUUGGUAUCUGAUCUCAACGAGACUAUCAAGGUUCUGCAACAGGCUCUGGAGGUUACCCCAGAGGGCGACGCAGACCAUCUAGUGCUUUUAUCUAAUCUUGCAAAUGUACUCUACGAGAGAUAUUUACAGACUGAAGCCAUGGUUGAUCUUGAAGGAUAUAUGCAGCUCACCCAGCGCGCUAUGAAUAUAGUUCCAAAAGAGAGCCCAGAUCAUCCACAGUGGUUGAACAGGGCUGGGGUUGGGCUGGGAGACAAGUUCCAAAGGACAAAACUAGCGGCAGACCUUGAUAUGGCCAUCGAAUUUAUACGGCAGGCUGUGAAAACAAGUCAAGAAGACCACCUACUUCGGGGGGAGUGGUUGAACAAUCUCGCAGUCCGCCUUGGCACUAGGUAUUCGAUUAAUGGAGACAUAGCUGACCUUGAAGAGGCUAUAAAGGCCAGCCAAGAGGUCGUCUCUAUUACUCCAGAAGAACACCCAAACUACCCGAGGUGGUUAAACAACCUUGGAAACCGGCUGUUGGAACGCUACCUGUACGGCGGAGAUGUCGCCGAUCUUGACAAGUCCAUCGAUUUAGGACGGCAGGCUAUCGAGAUCACCCCGAAAGACCACCCGGACAAUGGAGGACUGUUGAUGAAUUACGUGGACGCCUUGAUGACGAAACUCAGUUUGGAAAGCAACGUGGAUGACACGGAUGAGAUGAUAUCAAACUGCGAAUAUGCUUUACGUCAGUCGAGUUUCUACAUUGAUGAUCGGAUACGGGCAGGCGACAGACUCCUUGACUUACACUCGAUGACUGAGAAUUGGGACCGAGCGUUCGAAGCCUCUGAACUUGUGAAUUCUCUGAUUCCUAGGCUGGCAUCGCGACAUCUUGAGAAUGCUGAUAGACAGCAUCGGCUUCGCCAGGCAGUGGGACUUGCGUCUGAUACCGCAGCAGUGGCAAUGCAUGCCAAUAAAUCGCCAUUAACUGCAUUGAAUUUUCUUGAAAACGGUCGCGGUGUGCUUGCCACAUCGCUAGAGGAUAUGCGUAUAGAUAUCGUGGAGCUGCAGGAGAGGCACCCAGAUAUGGCAGAGCAAUUUAUCGACCUUCGUGAUGAGCUGGAGAAACCACCAUCACAAACCAACUCUUCCACCAAACAGCAAGACACUAAAAAGGAAGAUGCUCAAAGUUCCUGGAGACCAGAGGCGACUCGGCGUCACGAUACCGGCGACAAACUCAACCAGCUGAUCAUGGAAAUCCGCAAACGGCCAGGGUUUGAACAGUUCCUACUCCCGCCAACUGAGUCAGAUAUUCACGCUGCGGCUAGCCAUGGACCGAUUGUUGUCAUCAAUGUGAGCAAGCAUCGUUGUGAUGCGAUCUUAGUUGAAAGUCAGAGGAUCCGGUCACUGCAACUGAAGGGGCUUGAAAGAGACGAUAUUGAAGAUAAAAGUCGACGAGGAAGUCUAGGAGCUCCUGAAAUACUAGAGUGGCUAUGGGAUUAUAUCGCAAGUCCGAUUCUGGACGCCUUGACAUUUACUCAGCCGCCGUCUGACAACAACUGGCUUCAUAUAUGGUGGAUUCCCACAGGCCCUCUGAGCAAAUUUCCGCUCCAUGCUGCAGGGCGCCACGAAGAAAGCUCUGGCGACACAGUUAUCGACAGGGUCAUGUCUUCUUAUAGCCCCUCUAUAAAGGCCAUCAUAAACGGUCGUCGUCGCAGUGACCAAAUGGCUACCCAGAUGGGCUCGUCUCUUCUUGUGUCCAUGGAGCACACGCCGGGUUAUUCCGACCUCCCAUAUGCUACUGACGAGAUAGAGAUGUUACAUGAUCUUCAUCAGUCGCUGGCACUGAACCCUCUUGAGCCUGGCCGCCGUUACCAGGACAUCACGUCUCAUCUGCCCGAUUGUAGGAUAUUUCACUUUGCCGGACAUGGACUUUCACAUCCAGAUGACCCAUCGAAGAGUGAGCUACUUGUGGAGGACCGAAAUACCAAUCCACUGACGGUAGCCACUCUUCUUGAGAUGAACCUCCGCCAAAAUCCACCCUUUCUUGCGUAUUUGUCGGCGUGCGGGACCGGUCGAAUCAGGGACGCGAGUUUCGUCGAUGAGAGCAUCCAUCUCAUCAGUGGUUUUCAGCUGGCAGGCUUUCGGCAUGUCAUUGGUACCUUGUGGGAAGUCAAUGAUGAGAUUUGCGUGGAUAUGGCUAGACUUACAUAUGAGGGGAUCCGAGACGGAGGCAUGACAGACGACUCAGUCUGUCGAGGCCUUCACUGUGCCAGCCGGGAACUCCGAGAUCUUUGGCUUACUUCAUCAGCGAUACGAGAGGGAAGACUAAAACAUGAAGCAGUUCCACUUUCAGCGGCGGAUGGGGCAGCUACAGAGGAGGAGAAUGAGAGGGGCCAUAGGCUGGAAAGGGAUAUUUCUUUGGACGAGAGGGCAGAGGCACAUUGGAUUCCGUAUGUUCACUUUGGUGUUUGA